UAAUCCACAAAGCCAGAUUUGUUAAGAAAGCAUAGUAUUGAAUCAAACUAUGUCAAACUCAGUUGUAGUCUGCAACAUCUGGUGGCUUACUUGAUACUCUUCUACAUUUCCUACACCACUGGCAGGUUUUUAAACCAAUUUAGUCUUCCCACAGUUGCUACUCAUCUGCAAGCAGCUUUGCAACCCACUGCCAGCCCAAAUCAUGCUUUCAGGCUGUUUCUGACCUGACGUCAUAUCUGCUGUCAUUGAUGCCUAAUCUGCUCUGUAUUGCUGUUUUCCUGCUGUUUUCCCAUCUUUAACUUUCUGUGUACACUAAGUAUUUCCCAAAUAUGGGAUAACUAAAGCAAUUUCUCAUUCUCAUUAAUUCCUUGAAUGCACCUUGAUAGUACCAGGUUGUGAUGGUGGGGGUUUGUAGGAGUGACACAAACAACCAAUGGAACGCAGUAAGAAGCUGGAAAGGCAGCGGAGUGUCAUCUGGGAAAAGUUUUGGAGGUGUUUGAACUUGUAAAUAGUGUAGAUAAAGUACAGCAUGUGGCAAGAGACAGUCUAUCCAUUGCUAAAGAGAACCUACUACACAGGUUUAUCCCCUUUUGCCUUCCAAACUCUCUUAAAUGUUCAGUGCACAGAUUCCAUGAGGUGCUGGAAACAAUGCUCAUAGUUUUUGAUCUAUAUUGACAGAUGAUUUGAGCUUUGUUACAUGGUACGUCAUCUUACUGGAAGCAGCCCAUCAAAAGAUGUGUACACUGUGGUUUAAAAGGGAGGAGAUGGUCAGCAACAAUACUCAGGCAACAUUGAUGCAAAGCAGGAUGCAACCAUGCUUUCAUGUUGUUCAUGCAAAAUGCUGGUCUUACCAUCUGAAUGUCACAGCAGAAAUCACCACUUAUCACAUCAUGCAAUGCUUUUCCAAUCUUCUGUGGUCCACUUUUGGUGAGCCUGUACAAUUUGUAUCCUCAGUUUUCUGUUCUUAGCUCACAGGAAUGGAAACCAGUGCCGUCUUCUCCUCCUAUACCCCAUUUGCUUCAAUGUUUUAUGUGUUGUGCUCUCUCUGCAUAUCUUUUUUGUAACAAAGAGUCAUUAAACUCGCACAUCUGGCACCAGCAACCACACUGCAUUCAAAGUCACUUAAAUCACCGUUCUUCCCCAUUCUGAUGCUUGUCUUUUACUUUAGCAGGUCAUGUUGACCAUGUCUGCAUCCCUAAAUGCAGACUUGCUGCAAUGUGAUUGUCCCAUUAGAUAUUUGCAUUAAUGAUCAGCUGAACAAGUAUACCUAAUAAAGUAGCUGGUGGCUCUAUGCACAUAGAUGGUGAAAGUCCCAGAACAGAGCCAUACAGCUAAAAACAAAUUACUGAAGAUGGAAAUGGGAAGGCGAGUUAUUUGGGCUUUAGCAGUCCUGACAGAAAUGCUUUUCAGCUUGAUGGGUGAAAACCAGUGUUGAAAUAGAUUUCAUGUGGGGCUCUGACCUAUGUCCAAUCCAAUAUCUUUGAGAGCUGGGAAACAGGCCUUACCCUAAAAAUCACUAAAGGAAUUUUAGAUUGCUGAAAGAAGAGAGUGCAUGACACCAGCUCAGUCUGUGCUAUUUGCAGGCAUGAUCACACAAACUUUGUACCAGCGGGUUAAAUGUUUAAUGUCUGAUCAAAACAUGUUGGACAGCUGCCUUGUCACAUUGACUGGGAAAGUUCAGGGCUGCUAAAACCAGACUGAUUAUGUUUGCCAUGUUUGCCAGUCCAGUUUAAUCCUGAAUGAAUGUUAAACGUGUGAAAACCAGAUGAGUUGAACUGCACGUCUGUCAUACUUUUAGCCAACUGGCAGCUAAGUUUCAGACACACAACUUCCUCUGACCUCACUUACAUUAAACCUAUACUAGUGAACGCUAGGAAAGAGCACAGUCGUGAAUUAUUACAGUAAUCACAAUGUCAAAAAAACUUACCCAGUGCACCCAACACAGUUAUGGGUAAUGUUUUAAUUCUUAGUAAUGUAUUACAUAACACCAGAUCAAAGUAAGCUCUUGUAAUGGGUCAUUUUCUAAUUGGGUACUGCAUAGUCUUGAUGAAGGUUUGAGCAUUUUGGUUGGGUACAUGGGGCUUUUUGCGUCUUUGCAUGUUCUACAUAUACUGUCAGCUCUCGUUCUGAAGGUUAUUAUAUUUAAGUAAAACUAAACUAAAAGGCUUUUAGUUAAUACGAAUUAUACUAAACAAGGAAUAUUGUGCACAUGUAAACCCCAAGUAAGAUAAAUGACAAAAUAUGCUAUUAUAGUCUCAGCUUUAGCUUUAGUCAGAACAACACAUCCAGCACAUAUCUAUUCAGACUCACAUGUUUACUGAGAGUGCUUGAGUUUUAGCAUAAUACCUGUUCUGAACUUCUUAAUUGUAAGCUGCAAAUAAAUAUAGUAAUUAAUGAAAUUGGUGAAUCGAUGUUGAAACCAAAUGAAAAAACAAAACUACAUUAACUAUGCUCACGUUUUAACUUUUGUAAGUUAGGUAGCUGGCCGAUCCAGCUACCUAGCCUGACCUGUCCCCCACAAUGUGAUGUUUGUGUAUUGUAUGUAUGGUUGGCAAGGUCAGUCUCUCAAUUGCCCCUCGGGGAUGAAUAGAGUCUUCUGAAUCUGAAUUAACUUUUGUAUGUUGCAUGGCAGCAGGAGGCAAAGCCUGAGACAUGUUGAGACAUGUACUUCUGCUUUCAUACAAAAUAAAGUCUUGGGUUUUUAAAAAAAAAAAUGUUUUAAAUUGACAUUAAACACACCUUUUAUGUAUUGACCUUAAAGUGAACAGGCUGGUUAUUUUGUUUCAAUUUUACGCUAUUUAUGGUUUCGGUGUAGCUUCAGUUUCUCUGGGUUCCCCAGAUGAUGGUUCUUCCUACUGGUGAUUCUUGUGAUUCCACCCAAAAUACUACCCAAGGGCUUGUAAGCAUUGCAAAGAUGGCCAACAAGCAGUAAGCAUGGCUUCUAGAAGAGGAUUAAUAUUAGUUUAAGGUUUAUUGUUGUUUAUUGUGUUUGUAUUGUGUGUUUGUGUUGGCGUUUUUAUGACUAGAACCACUUGAUAAACGUGUUAAUUUAUUUAUAUAUUAGUUCAGUUUGGUGAACUGAGGAAGAAUUUAGGAAGAAUUUCGAAAGUUGGGGCCUCUGAAGAGUUUUCUAGAGUGGAAGAACCCAAACUCACUAAGCCCGCCUCCCCCUCUUCUGAUUGGCCAGCCUGGAGAGUAAAUUAGAAUUCCCACUCUCCCAUUGGCUGGAGAAUCCUACAUGUCCGCUGCUGCCUCCCCUGUUUUCAUACUACAGCAUGAAAACACCUUCAGUGGUUUGGAGUAGCUUAGCUUUGGAACCUGUUUCUGAGUGGACUCGGGACCUCCCAGAGCAACAAUGAAGUUCGUUCGGUUUAUCAUGAAAAACGCCGCCAUGGCCAGCGCGCCGAAACACAUCGAGCAUUUCUCGAAAUUCUCUCCUUCACCCCUCUCCAUGAAGCAGUUUCUCGAUUUCGGUUCCAUUAAUGCCUGUGAAAAGACGUCCUUUGCUUUUCUGAGGCAGGAGCUUCCAGUAAGACUCUCAAAUAUCAUGAAGGAGAUUAACUUGCUCCCUGACAAACUGCUCACAACUCCAUCUGUGAAAAUGGUGCAGGGCUGGUAUGUCCAGAGUUUAAUGGAGCUCCUUGAGUUCCUGGACAAGAAUCCUGAUGAUCACAAAGUCCUUGGAGAGUUUGUUGAUACCUUAGUUACCAUCAGAAACAGACACAAUGAUGUGGUGCCCACCAUGGCCCAGGGUGUCAUAGAAUACAAAGAGGCCUUCCCCCAGGAUGUGGCCACCAACCAGAACAUCCAGUACUUUCUGGAUCGCUUCUACAUGAGCCGCAUCUCAAUCCGGAUGCUCAUCAACCAGCACACCCUGAUUUUUGAUGGUACCACCAAUCCGGUUCACCCAAACACCAUUGGAAGCAUUGAUCCUCACUGUAAAGUUGGAGAUGUAGUCCAGGAUGCCUUCGGAAGUGCCAAGAUGCUUUGUGAUCAGUACUACCUCUGUUCCCCUGAUGUGAUACUUCAGGAGAUGAAUCUGAAGAAGACGAAUCAUCCAGUAACAAUUGUUUAUGUGCCAUCUCACCUUUAUCACAUGCUGUUUGAGCUCUUCAAGAAUGCUAUGAGGGCUACGAUAGAGACUCAUGAGAGCAGCACGAACCUUCCACCUAUUAAAGUCAUGGUCUCUCUUGGGGAUGAAGAUUUGACGAUUAAGGUGAGCGACAAGGGUGGCGGUGUCCCAUUUCGUAGGAUUGAGAACCUUUUCAGCUACAUGUACUCUACUGCUCCGGCUCCACCAAUAGGAGACCAGAAACGGCCUCCACUGGCUGGCUUCGGCUACGGUCUGCCCAUUUCUCGUCUCUACGCCAAGUACUUCCAGGGGGACCUGCAGCUCUACUCCAUGGAGGGCUAUGGCACAGACGCUGUCAUCUACUUGAAGGCGCUGUCCACAGACUCCAUCGAAAGGCUGCCAGUGUACAACAAAACUGCUCUGAAGAACUACAAAAUGAGCCAAGAGGCUGACGACUGGUGUGUACCCAGCAAAGAGCCCCUAGAUCUGAGCAGCUAUAAGGUGACCAAGUGAAAACCUCUUCUGGGCAUACAAUGAAGCCUCCAGAAUACGUCUUCAUAUCCUGUGUCGUCUCUGCCAACAAGAUGGGAACCAGACUUUGUUUUUUUCACUCUGAGAAUCCUCUCCAGACUAGAGCAGACAUAAGUGGCCUUUUUAGUUUCAGCCUGUUUUUUAGCAGUAGCUCGUUAAUGCUUCCUGCAUCCGUUAUCCUUUUCAUGAGAAAAUGCACACAUCAGAAAUGGCUACUAACAGGAAAUGCAUUACAAUCACCUCUCAGACUUUGGUGAAGUCGCUCCAGUGUUGCUGAACUACACUCAGUAUCGGUCGAGAGUGUGAGGUGACAUCCUCGAGGAAGAGACGGGCGGGCGGGGAUAAUGCAGCAUGUUGCGGGUGAUUUUAAAAACGUAGAUUAUGACUGAUUUCAUACAGUAAUGCUGUUGAAGACUUUUCUUAUCUAUUAAAAGUUUUUACAGCUGUAUAAUAAGGGACAUGCGGAGGUGUUUAGUUAACAGGAAGCGCCUGUUGUUCAGCCUUAUCACAGCAAUUUCACCCAAAGGAUCACUUUAUUCGAAUACUUGAAGUAUUUAAACUAAUACUGGUGUUGCACAUUGUUACAUUUCUGCUGUACUGUAAUGCUGUUUCGUGUGUAAAUUUGAACAAAUGUUUGACUCUGAGCAAGUUUUGUGCAUGCAUUUUUUUUCUUUAAAAAAAUGUAAUCACAGUAUUCCCACUAACAUCAGUUUUUUGUGGACCAGGCUGAAUGUAAUCCACUCUCUUUCUGGGCGUUGUUUUGCAUUAAUUGCAGUGAAAAGAACAGUACAUGAUAUAAUCUACAGGACACACAGUUCUCUCUGACGUACAACAGUAAGCUACAGUAGCGUUUGCCUACCUUGGUGGGUGGUUUAAUGCUUUUGACAGUUCAAUGGAGGCAAAUGUUAUUAAACUUCAUCGGAUGUCGUGUUUAAACUCUCUACCAUCUUGUGAUCCAACAAGGCAGGGGCAGAUCUUUUGUUGUAAUGUGCCAUAUGAGAACAAAAUGCCCUGUUGCAUAUGAACAGUUAUGUUUUGUUUUUGGGGUUUUUGUUUUUUAUUGAUUUAAAUCCAUCUUAAUCAUACAGUACGUACAGAAUUAUUUUUAUAGCUACACUUUUUUGCAGCUGAAAAUAUUGUAAAUACUGUAAAUGCGAUCCAAAUGACAAUUAAAAAAGCAAA
This is a messenger RNA of Pelmatolapia mariae (spotted tilapia), 5785 nucleotides long. RefSeq names its product pyruvate dehydrogenase kinase 2a (gene pdk2a). Gene Ontology annotation, biological process: regulation of glucose metabolic process; protein phosphorylation. Gene Ontology annotation, cellular component: mitochondrion. The record is from RefSeq and is a predicted model, not a curated record. The transcript has 11 exons. Bases 3356 to 4585 code for a protein of 409 amino acids. Gene Ontology annotation, molecular function: pyruvate dehydrogenase (acetyl-transferring) kinase activity. Lineage: Eukaryota; Metazoa; Chordata; Actinopteri; Cichliformes; Cichlidae.